GUAUUAUGAACAAUCCAUGGGAUUGAAUCGAACACUAUUCUAUACUGUAACUAUAGCAAACAGCAGCAGCACACCGCAAUCGCUUGCAACGGAAAGCAAACGUAUAAUUUUUUUUUUAUACUCACUAUCUACACAUACUGGAGUGCUAAGUACAGUGCAUAUUGAAUUUAGUGUUCUGUGUUCGUGUGUGAAUAUUACCAAAUACCAAAUUGGCACAACUAAAGAAGAGCUAAAGAAAAACACGUACGCACGUCACGCGGCCGACCGACGACAACGCAACGAUAACGCAAACAAUAAAAAAAAACAAGAAACAGCAAGCAAAGAGCGUGAAUUUUUAAGUUCUUUAACAGAAAGCUAAAGCUUUGCAAAAGCGUUCAAAAGAAACAACAUGUCAGCCGCCGAUGUUGAGACACAGUCGCAGCAGGAGUCGUCUAACGGUACCAGCAAAUUUGAUGUGCCCGAGAUCGAAUUGAUCAUCAAGGCCUCGACCAUCGAUGGACGGCGCAAGGGGGCAUGUCUGUUCUGUCAGGAGUACUUCAUGGAUCUGUAUUUGCUGGCGGAGCUGAAGACGAUUAGCCUGAAGGUGACCACAGUGGAUAUGCAGAAGCCGCCACCCGAUUUCCGGACCAAUUUCGAGGCGACACAUCCACCGAUCCUGAUCGACAGUGGCCUGGCCAUAUUGGAGAACGAGAAAAUCGAGCGUCACAUCAUGAAGAACAUACCCGGCGGCUACAAUCUGUUCGUGCAGGACAAGGAGGUCGCCACGCUGAUUGAGAAUCUGUAUGUGAAAUUGAAGCUGAUGCUGGUAAAGAAGGACGAUGCGAAGAACAAUGCGCUCCUCUCGCAUCUGAAGAAGAUCAACGAUCAUUUGGCCAAUCGCAACACACGCUUCCUCACCGGCGACACCAUGUGCUGCUUCGACUGCGAGCUGAUGCCACGUCUGCAGCACAUUCGCGUUGCCGGCAAAUACUUUGUCGACUUUGAGAUACCGACACACUUGACGGCGCUGUGGCGUUAUAUGUACCACAUGUAUCAGCUGGACGCAUUCACACAAUCGUGCCCGGCCGAUCAGGACAUUAUCAAUCACUAUAAGCUGCAACAGAGUCUCAAAAUGAAGAAGCACGAGGAACUGGAGACGCCGACGUUUACCACAUCCAUUCCAAUUGAUAUUUCGGAGUAAAGUUUUAUAGCCAUGCACAGUUAUUAUUAUUAUUAUGAUACAAUCUUUUUUUUUUUUGUUUGUGUGACAACAACAGCUUUACAAAGCUACGAAAACUAUCAGCUAUUUUUGAAACUACAACUUUGAAUGACAACAUACAAAACUACAACUAUACAAAAGAAUAUAACUACGUAUAUAAUUACUAUAUAUACAUAUACACUUACAUAUAUAAAUACGCGUGAACAUAACAAGCAAGUGUUUUUUAAGCAGCCACCGUUGCCUUUCUUUAAGAGCUAUGCAUACAAUUAUUUGAUUUAUAUUUAAACCCAUUUUUUGACUAUAUCGCCCGCCUGUGCGUGUAAUAUUUGUUUAAUUAAUUAAUUAACUGUAUGUAUUUGAUAUACAUAAGCUGCAGCUGCGAAAGCUAUUGAAAAA
Molecule: messenger RNA, 1594 nt
Organism: Drosophila grimshawi
Lineage: Eukaryota; Metazoa; Arthropoda; Insecta; Diptera; Drosophilidae
Gene: Clic
Product: chloride intracellular channel exc-4
Exons: 4
Coding region: 389-1180 (263 amino acids)
Biological process (GO): chloride transport
Cellular component (GO): apical plasma membrane; cytoplasm
Molecular function (GO): chloride channel activity
Source: RefSeq, a predicted model, not a curated record